Molecule: messenger RNA, 531 nt
Organism: Cantharellus anzutake
Lineage: Eukaryota; Fungi; Basidiomycota; Agaricomycetes; Cantharellales; Hydnaceae
Exons: 4
Coding region: 1-531 (176 amino acids)
Source: RefSeq, a predicted model, not a curated record
AUGGCUAUCAACAGAAGCACCAAGAAGGAGAAAAUAACUAUUCCAGACUUUAUUCUGUUCUGGAUCGAAGGAGUUCAUCCACAACAGUUCAUAGCCACUGUGCUGUCUGAAGGGCUGGAAGAACACAUGAGGGAUGAUUUUUUGGCAGCGGUACCAGUUCACCUUCGCCAAAUCAUCAUUCAAGUAUUUGUGGCAUUUCAUACCUAUCCUCAACAAGAAAUAAUCCAUCACACCCUGAUCAUUGGGGCAUUCUACAUAAACAUCUGGAGCAACAACAAUGGUCCAGCUCAACUAGGCAGUGAGGCUGUCACUUCAUUCACUUCAGAACCUGAAUGUAGCAUCAAACUAAAUGCAGGUCAGGCCAUAGUGAAGGGGGAAGAUUUACUUGACCAGUUUUACCCUUAUGAUGAUUCUAGUGAUGAGAUGGUAGUAUCAGAGGACUCCAAGGACUCCAAGGCUGCAGACCCAUCGUAUGUACCUGGGGAGGGUGUUCCAUUUGAUGCUGUUAUGAAUCUAGCAGGGCAGGAUUGA